Messenger RNA from Calidris pugnax (ruff), 2167 nucleotides. RefSeq names its product ORMDL sphingolipid biosynthesis regulator 1 (gene ORMDL1). Gene Ontology annotation, cellular component: endoplasmic reticulum membrane. Bases 1184 to 1645 code for a protein of 153 amino acids. The record is from RefSeq and is a predicted model, not a curated record. The transcript has 3 exons. NCBI's taxonomy places the organism in Eukaryota, Metazoa, Chordata, Aves, Charadriiformes, Scolopacidae. Gene Ontology annotation, biological process: negative regulation of ceramide biosynthetic process; intracellular sphingolipid homeostasis; ceramide metabolic process.
UCCUGGAUGCAGUCCUGAGUGAUGUGCUCUGGGCAAUCCUGCUUUGCCAGGGGAGUUGGACUAGAUGAUCUCUAGAAGGUCCCUUCCAACUCCGACAAUUCCAUGAUUCACCCAUCCCCUGUACCUUUUGAAACACUUCGCAGCAAGUGUUGAUUAAAACCAGCGUUGCCCCUGCUUUGGUUUUCAGGUUCAUCAUGUCUUAUUUUUGUUCUGCAGCCUGCUCUUAACACGCUAAAGGUGUUACGGUGCUUUACGGCACUCGUAAAAGACAAACUUCCUACCAAAAGCACGCUAUUUAUUCUGGUUAAAUAACAGUUUUGUAGACUGACUUAGAAGGUAGUUAAAAAAAUUCAUCCCAGCCCUGAAAAUUAAUAUGCAUAGUCUUACAGAUCAUGUGAACAUGCAAUAUACAGUAAGUUUUUUUAAUCAUCAUUACGAAUUUUAGUACAGCAGGCCAAGUGUGUCACUUCCAGUAAGUCCUGUCAAUCUCCUGCAGAAAUCAGCAUUAUGAAACUGUUCUAUCUCUGCGUCUGUCAAUUAGAAAACUUUUGAACCCGUUGGCUAAUUUCAGCCAGACUUGAUAGGCAGAAAUGUCUGUCUGAAAACGAACAGAUGGGGAGAGGAGGAAAAUCUGAAAUCUGCACUCUGCUGCAAGAAAGGCAGGCAUAAAUGAGCCCUUUUUCGUUCUUUCUAGCAGUAGGUGACUGGGCAAUUGCUGUAUGCAGAGUUCUUCAUUAACCAUUACAUGAAUGAGAAGCGGGAGGAAAAUUGUCUGUUAUAGGAAGUGGAAAAGACCUGCAGAUAUUGUUGUGGAUGGGGAAAGGAAUUUAGAGGACAAAAGUUACAAAACUUGGUUUCUCAAGAGGUUUGCAACUUUAGCUUCUAACAGCACAGCUUGCUUUUUUUCUUUUUCUUUUAAAUGUCCCUUCCUUAGCAGGCUUCUGGGUUUAUUUGUUUGGGCGUUUUUUAAGCAAACAGUUCCUAACAUCCCCUUUGUACUGACUUCUCUAUAAACCAUGCUUUAAAGAUCUUGAGGUACACUUUGGCUGACGCACUGUGUUCCUUCCAGACCUGCUUAUUUCAAACAGCCUUUUCCCAAAUUUAAAAAAAAAAUGGCAUAUGUUAAGUACCUCUCUCUGACAGUAGUCUCAGUCUUCAAGCAGUUCUGUUUUAUAGGGUAAAAAUGAACGUAGGAGUUGCCCACAGCGAGGUAAAUCCAAACACCCGGGUGAUGAACAGUCGUGGAAUGUGGCUGACGUAUGCGCUCGGAGUUGGCAUGCUGCACAUUGUCUUGCUCAGCAUUCCUUUCUUUAGUGUCCCUGUCGCCUGGACUUUAACAAAUGUGAUUCACAACCUGGGAAUGUAUGUGUUUUUGCAUGCAGUAAAGGGAACUCCUUUUGAAACACCUGAUCAGGGGAAAGCUAGGCUACUAACACACUGGGAACAACUGGAUUAUGGAGUACAAUUUACAUCUUCAAGAAAAUUCUUCACAAUCUCUCCUAUAAUUCUGUACUUCCUGGCCAGUUUCUACACAAAGUAUGAUCCAACACACUUUAUCCUCAACACCACCUCUCUCCUGACUGUUCUUAUCCCCAAGCUGCCACAGUUGCACGGCGUCCGAAUCUUUGGCAUCAAUAAAUAUUAAGGAGAAGGUUUGACAGUGACUGCCCCUGCUGUGGCUACCGGUGCUCCCCAGGUGAAGGAAACGAGCAGCCUGCUGUGCCAUGUAUCUAACCAUAUUCCAUGAGAGAUGCUUUUGCAUCCGAGAUGAAAUGACUACUCCCUGCUGCAGCAUUGUCUGGGAUAAAGGCUGAGUUCAUAAGAAGAUGCCUUCUGGUACUUAAAUGUGAAUUGGAAACCUCUAGAAGGAAGAUUUCCAUGGAGAACUGGGCAGGCCCAGCUCUAAAGCCUAAUCCCCACUCGGAGAGUGUAUGUGCCUGGCGGAUGCGAGUGACUUUUGAGGACGGCGCGAGUGACAGUUGCCAUGGAGAGGGAUGUUUCACAAACACCCAGCCGACCAUAACCCAAAUGGGGACUUGACAUAUAAAUCCGGGCUCCUCGGUGCCGAGGGCUGCUGAAGCCUCGUUCUUCGAUUAAGUGAAAGUAGCUACUAGAUCCUGCUGUGUGGUUUGUAGGUGGUUGUGCUCGUUAUUGCGUUGUAAAAGUG